Molecule: messenger RNA, 1068 nt
Organism: Prunus mume (Japanese apricot)
Lineage: Eukaryota; Viridiplantae; Streptophyta; Magnoliopsida; Rosales; Rosaceae
Source: RefSeq, a predicted model, not a curated record
AAAAUCAUGCAUGAUAUUUGCAAUUAUGAUGCAUAUUUUGUUCAAAAGUGUGAUGCUACUGGGGUUUUGGGCCUUCUGCCGGAGCAAAAGCUUACAGCUGUUAUACGCAUGUUGGCGUAUGGAGCAUCUGCUGAUCAGGUGGAUGAGGUUGCCCGAAUGGGGAAGUCCACUACGUUGGAGGCUUUGGUAAGAUUUUGUGAUGCAGUUGAAAACCUGUACACUAGGGACUACCUGCGUAGACCUACUCCCAGGGACCUCCAACGGCUUCUACAAAAAGCCGAAGCUCGAGGAUUUCCAGGAAUGAUUGGUAGCAUCGACUGCAUGCAUUGGCAAUGGAAGAAUUGCCCAACUGCCUGGCAAGGUGAUUACGGAAAUAGGAAAGGCACAAAAAGUAUCAUCCUGGAAGCCGUUGCUGGCUUCGACACAUGGGUUUGGCAUGCUUUCUUUGGAGUUGCCGGAGCCCAAAAUGACCUCAACGUCCUGGGUCAAUCUCCGGUCUUCAACGAUGUUUUGAGCGGCCAAGGCCCCAAUAUUACCUAUGAAGUCAACAAUACAGUCUACCAGACGGGGUAUUAUCUAGCUGACGGUAUCUACCCAAGGUGGACCACAUUUGUCAAAUCCAUUUCGAAUCCCCGAUCCCAUAAGCAAAAAUUAUUUGCUACUUAUCAAGAAGGAUACAGGAAAGAUGUCGAAAGGUGUUUUGGCAUCCUUCAAGCUCGAUGGUUGAUUAUUCGAGGUGCGGCUCGUUUGUUUGAUCAGGAGAUCCUCCGGAGCAUUAUGAUGACUUGCAUCAUCCUCCAUAAUAUGAUUGUGGAGGAUGAGUACGAUUAUGAUGCUGGAGAGGUCUAUGAACCGGAUCCAAUAAACACGGCCUUGACCCGGAUUUAUGAAAGGCCCAUGGGGCCAAAUGGAGAACCGUUUGAGCUGGAACCGUUGGUGAGAGACGAUCGUAUGAUGACCCGGAUGAUAGAUCGAUAUACAGAGAUGCAAUCUUCCUAUAUUCAUGAAAGCCGUCAACUUGACUUGAUAGAGCAUUUAUGGACGGUGAAAGGGAAUGAAGAUGAAUGA